AUGCAUACAAUGACGAAAAUUAUUCGAUUAUAUCUACUUUUUUUGCUACUGUAUAUUACAAUUUGCAAUGUUUUAAGCAUUGAUUUAAAUGCACCUGGAGAUUCUGAAUCCGAUAUCGAUCUUUUGGUGCCAGUAAAAAGUUUAUUAAAUGAACGUGUUGAGCUUUACAAAGCUAAAGGUCUCGAUGGUUUUCCUGCUGUUGGAAUUAAGCGUGGUGUUGAAAUUGUUGUACCAUAUCGACAAUAUCUACCACGAAAAUUUUUCCGGAAUUUUGCAUUUACAGCAGUAAUUCGACCGGAUGAUCGUCAAGGAGGAUAUUUAUUUGCUGUUGUUAAUCCGCUUGAUACGGUUGUUGAUCUCGGUGUUUUGGUUGAAUCAGCCGCUGAUUUUGACAAUCAAACAAAUAUUACAUUACUUUACACGGAUUCAAGCAAAGAAACCGAUACCAAAGCGUUAGCAUCAUUUUUGGUACCUGAAUUUACCAAAGAUUGGGUGAAAUUUGCAUUGGAAAUUCAGGAAGAUAAUGUCGUAUUGUAUUUUCGAUGUAUACGGUUUGCAACCAGACAAGUUAAACGAAAACCAGUUCAGCUUGUAAUGGACGAUGCUCAUAAAUUAUAUAUUGCAAGCGCUGGGCCAAUUCUACGAAAAGAAUUUGAGAUGAACAAGAACGAACUAGCCGAAGUAGCUUUUUUGAAAAAAAAAAUAUAA
This is a messenger RNA of Brugia pahangi, 708 nucleotides long. The record is from the annotation of a GenBank genome assembly. NCBI's taxonomy places the organism in Eukaryota, Metazoa, Nematoda, Chromadorea, Rhabditida, Onchocercidae.